AUGGCUUGUCGAGUGCUUCUACUGUUUAUAACAUUACUACUCUUUUUGGGCUCAUUUUUUCAAUUUACGGAAGGAUCACCAACGUUGGGGGAUUUUCAAGACUGUUUAGCUAGUAGUAGGAAGCACGAUGUCCCGUACUUUACCCCUUACGCGCUGGUAAAGCACUUCAACAGAAAAAACAGACAUUACUAUAUUCAAGUGAUAGGAAAUCUUUCUGAAAAAAUAACAGUAGUUGGAGGAUCCGGUGAAAAUGUGCAUGCAGCUACAAUAUACUCUGAAACGUAUGCUUUAGGAUCGCUUGUUACAAGCACGUCCACAAAACUCUGUGACGCUGUCAUGGAUGUACAUAGCUUUGGAGUACCCAUCAAAUGUCCCUGGCCUGCCGGGAAUGUCUCAUUUAUGAUUGACAUCCCAUUUGGGUCGACUGUUAUUGAUUACUCUAAGUAUGAACUAACGUCCCUAAUGAACAGGCUUAUUAUUGUGGAUGGAACUCCUGAGAGGAACGUGAUAGCUUGUGUUUCGUUUGAUUUGUCGAUUGAACUUAGUUAUUUUUACCCUGUGAUAGCGUAUACAUCGUUGAUUUGUCUUGCUUUCGUGUCCUUUUCAGUAGUUUACGCUCUCUUUCUUAAUCCGUGGACUGGAAGUCUUGAUCCCUUCAGAGCGUUAUUCAACUUUAGUAUGGACCCUGAUGCUCUCCGUUUAACUGCCCUUGGAUUUUCUGAUUUUAUUGGAUAUAUGCAAUUUGCUGUAUCUACGUCUCAAUUGAAUGUUGCAUUUCCAAAAUUCUACAUAAAUCUUAUGGCUGCCCUAUCUUGGAGUACUGUUCUUUUUCGAUUUCCUAUCUUUUCCCAAAAUGCAAAGUAUCAGUUUGCGGAUUAUACAGAUUUAGCAAACGUUAAUAAGGUUGAAUAUCACGAAUAUAUUCCGGAUAAAUACGGUAUGUCUUCCUUUCUUGAUUCCUUAGGAACCAGGCAAUCUUGUUGGAUUCCAUUUUUAAUAGUAGGGGCGGUGUAUUUUGGUGCAGCACUGUUGUUGGCUCUUUUAAUUAUUCUUUUGAAGUGGCUUAUGUCAAAAAUGUUUCACGAUACAAUUGUUGAAACACGCUGGGACACGUGGAGUUUUAUCGGUGGGUUUUUUAUUCGACUCUAUUUUUUAGCAUAUUUUCCCAUCAUAUCGUACAUGUCAUAUCAAUUUGUGAUUGAACCAAGUGGAUAUGAAAUUAUACCAGUUCUCUUGCUUAUAUUCUUAGGUAUCUUUUUCCCUGGAUGUUUAUACUUAUUUUUGUCGUUUGUCGAGCCGGUAUCAAAACUUUUUGAAGAUCAAACUUAUCUGCACCUUUAUGGGUCCAUUUACAAUUCAUAUCGCGAGAAGAGGUUGAUGUUUUGGGUGUUUCCUAUUGUAAGUCAAUUCAUACGUGGCAUUACUGUUGGUGUCCUUGGUGUUUCUGGAUCAGCACAAAUUACAAUCUAUUUCCUUUUAGAAGUAGCGAAUCUAGUCGCAUACUCAAUAUUUCGGCCACAUUAUCCCCAGACAAACAUGAAUGUACUAAGUUGUUAUUUAUCUGUCGUUCGUCUGAUUAUAGUUGUAUUAAUGAUGCCUCUAAUUCAUCCACAAUAUUAUCAGAGUGGUCGUGAGAAGUUGUUGACUUACGCAAUUCUUUUCAUACAUAUAUUGGUUUAUGUUAUUUUUUUCUUAAUAUCAACUCAGCGAUUUUUUGAAAUCUCGGCACGGCUCCUAGGAGCUAAUAGUGAACGGAAAGGUGUUCCCUUGGAUAGACCUUUUGGAUGGGCUCGUGUUUUUGGUAUCAAUGAAUUGAAACGUCGUCGUCAUAAAAGCCCUUAUGAAAACAGUUUGAUGGCGCAGUCGACUCUUGACAAUACUGACCGUUCAUUCAUUGGUAACUCCAUUCCUCUGAGUCCUAUUAUUCCUGCAUCUAAAGACGAAUCCCCCAAUCUGACAAUUCAAACGAGCGGAAUUGGAAUGUUGAGUUCGGAUGUGGAUCCUCAUAAUCCGGGUCAGAUGGGUAAUUUGAAUACGGAGUCACCCGUUUCGCCAUUAUCACCAUUCAAUGACACGCGAGGGUAUUCGUUUUACCGUCCGCCGAAAGUGAAUCGAUAUGUCCGACAGAGAGAUAGGGAUCAAUUACGGACGCUACAAUUAGACUUUUUAAAUGAAAAGCCAAGUCUGUUUGCACAUGACACGAAUUACGCGGUUCGCGAAGCCGAUGUGUAUCAUCCUCAGGUGGAUGCUGAUGCUGAUUCGUUAUCGCAAUUGUCGAUACGUAUGAAUCAGAGUAAACCCGAGCUAGUCGACCCUGUACCAACAGGUAGAGUAAUGAAAACUUGGCAUGUUGUUAAAAAUGUGUUUCAGAGGAUUCGAGAUCCACUUGGACAAAAAGAGAAAAACGAGGAAAAAGGAUUUGUUGUUGUUCGAUCGGCAAGGCGAAUGCAACCACCUCAUGAGCAACCAACCAUUUCCGAUGAACAUGAAAGUGAAGAAAACAAAGUGACCUCUUCCACAGAAUCUCGGAAUUUAAAACCGUGA
Messenger RNA from Schizosaccharomyces osmophilus, 2544 nucleotides. RefSeq names its product plasma membrane TRP-like calcium ion channel Trp1322. Gene Ontology annotation, biological process: transmembrane transport. The transcript has a single exon. The record is from RefSeq and is a predicted model, not a curated record. NCBI's taxonomy places the organism in Eukaryota, Fungi, Ascomycota, Schizosaccharomycetes, Schizosaccharomycetales, Schizosaccharomycetaceae. The coding region runs from base 1 to 2544 and encodes 847 amino acids.